GCUUUCGCAGCCCCUCCACCCUCCCAUCCUAAACAAAACGAGAAAAGACACAGACGCAGACAGUUGGCUGGUGCACUUUGACGCGAAAAGUCGCAAGUGACAGUUGUUUUCGUGGCAAAGAAUUGUUUAGAGUGCCCUUUUUACCGGAAAUACAGCCAUGGCUGACCAACUCACCGAGGAGCAGAUCGCCGAGUUCAAAGAGGCUUUUUCGCUGUUCGACAAGGACGGCGAUGGCACGAUCACUACCAAAGAAUUAGGAACUGUUAUGAGAUCACUAGGACAAAAUCCCACGGAGGCAGAACUCCAGGAUAUGAUCAAUGAAGUAGAUGCCGAUGGUAAUGGUACAAUCGAUUUUCCUGAGUUCCUAACGAUGAUGGCCCGUAAAAUGAAGGACACCGAUAGUGAAGAAGAAAUUCGCGAGGCAUUCCGAGUAUUCGACAAAGACGGCAACGGUUUCAUUUCGGCAGCCGAAUUGCGUCACGUGAUGACAAACCUCGGUGAGAAGUUAACCGAUGAAGAAGUCGAUGAAAUGAUCCGAGAAGCUGAUAUAGACGGCGACGGUCAGGUCAAUUACGAAGAGUUCGUUACUAUGAUGACUUCAAAAUGAAGAGUAGAGCAGUUUGCAUUUCAGCUUUCCAUUGUUUCAUCCCGGCCCAUUAUCUACAAUUUCAACAUCUUGAACUUUUUGCUUGGCUGCCGGGCCACUAAAGUGAAAAACUUAAUCGUUAUUUGAUUUACAAGACAACUUUAAUUAAUAAUAAAUAUUUAUAAAUUAAUAUAAUUGUGUAAAUUUUUGUAAUAUAUUUGUUUGGAAGGUGCAACACCAAGCAUCCUCUAUACUGUUUCAACUUCUGUGCUACAUGUCUAGUUGAGUCGUUCUCGUUAUUCACAAAGUAUGAAAUUGUACUUAUAAGUCGUUCUUUCGGUGUUAGUUUAGGGGAUACACAGACUUAGAAUACACUCAGAGUUUCAUGUUUCAUACUUUGUGAUCCAAAAAAACAUACAUCUGUGCACUUAACUAUAGUAUGUAUCCCCUUUGUUUUUAUUAUAAAUGAGUCAUUUGUUCAGUUGUCAUCAUCCCCAGAUCUACUGUACUGUAGGUUUUACAUUUUCAAUAGGUAGGAUUUUCCAGUGUAUAACCAAAUAGACACUUUUUUCGUCAGCCUUGUCAUUUUUUAUUGAACUGUUUUAUUUAUUUUAUUUAUAGAUAAGGACUAUCAUCGGUUACAAUGUGAAAUUAUUAGAUGUUUAAAUUUGAAAUAAAUGUGACUAAAAAUUA
Tribolium castaneum (red flour beetle) is the source of this 1279-nucleotide messenger RNA. It is a transcript of the gene Cam, whose product is annotated as Calmodulin. Gene Ontology annotation, molecular function: enzyme regulator activity; calcium ion binding. Bases 158 to 607 code for a protein of 149 amino acids. Lineage: Eukaryota; Metazoa; Arthropoda; Insecta; Coleoptera; Tenebrionidae. The transcript has 4 exons. The record is from RefSeq and is a predicted model, not a curated record.